UUCAUUGUUAUAGUAUAUGUAGACUGUGUAUGAGGCUUUACUGAAAUGUUAUGUACACAUACGGGAUGGUGCUGCUGUAUUUAAUAUUUUGAUUGCAGCUUAAAAGGUAGUCUGGAUAUGGAGCACACACCAUCCACAAGCACAGCCAGUUCCAAAGCGUCUGUCGGGAAAAAACGACAUGUACACUACUACAUGAUGCCUGCUGUCUUUGUUACUCUAUUCUGUUUCUGGCCAACCGGUAUCAUGGCCAUCAUGAAAGUCACAGACAUUGACGAAGCUAGAAAGAGGGGAGAUGCGAUAUACCUACAGACUAGUAAGAGUGCAGCCAAGAAGUGGAUAGGCAUAUCACUACUGUUUGGAGUGGUAGUUGUCUCCACGGUGUGUUCUGUUAUCGGCUGGCAGAUAUUCCUCAAAUCGUGACGAGUCGUAAUCAAAUUGAAUAAGAUAUGAGAGGCGUGUAUGAUUUAAUAAUGACUUUACAUGGUGCAAAACAAGCAGCCAAAACAUUAUAUAUUGUCAAAUUGGCAGGUCAUUAAAUACGGAAACAGCUUAUCUUUUUGUAAAUAACACUCGACAAUAAUAUUAUACGACUCUGUUCACUGGGUCGGUAUGCGAGAUCAAUGCACGAUAACAAGCAUAUCACCUCUCUGACAAUCGCAACAUCUCGGCCAAAUUCGUCAAAGCUCGGAAUCGGACUGUUCUUUGAAAAUCUCUGUCAGGAUUUUAUUGAAUGCUUCUACUGCAAAGCGGGCAACAAAACUACCUGUGGCUACCUGUUGAUCUGCCCUCCAUUAACCAGGAGAGCAUGUGUAGGCGAUUUAAUAGCAUUUGUCAAUCUUAACCUUUAUGAAGUUAGCAUUCUGUUGGGAAAGCUGCAUUUAACGUGGUUCUUUUUUCAUGCAUCCUUGAAAUAUACAACCCUGUACCUAG
Messenger RNA from Pecten maximus, 930 nucleotides. RefSeq names its product proline-rich transmembrane protein 1-like. Bases 118 to 420 code for a protein of 100 amino acids. The record is from RefSeq and is a predicted model, not a curated record. The transcript is spliced from 4 exons. NCBI's taxonomy places the organism in Eukaryota, Metazoa, Mollusca, Bivalvia, Pectinida, Pectinidae. Gene Ontology annotation, cellular component: membrane.